Dimorphilus gyrociliatus is the source of this 1042-nucleotide messenger RNA. Lineage: Eukaryota; Metazoa; Annelida; Polychaeta; Dinophilidae. The record is from the annotation of a GenBank genome assembly.
UAUGCAAAGAUUUCCGAAACCAUACUUGAAAUAUUUACAUCCUUACUUAGCUAGACAAUGCACUCACAGUGCAUUUACGUGUAUACUAGCUUUGGCCUACCAUGCUAAAAAGUGGACAGAGGGUACAUCCAGUAUUAUUUCCAAUGUUCUUAAAGAUAUUUAUACUCGUAGAGUUGUCAGCCAUCAUCAGGAUAGAAUGAUGCAGAAUGUAUUAAGAUCUAACUUGUACGACUUUCCUUUUACCGAUCACGAUGAACUAUACAUGUAUCGACAAACAGCGCAAUACUUUAUGUGUUGGUGGACCAUGCGAAAGGAUAAUAUUUUGAUGAAUGACUAUUGGGACUCUUGUACUUAUGAGGCUGAAGGCUUGCAUGGUAAGAAGAAAUAUUCACCUACAAGAACCUAUCAAGAUCAGAAUUUCUCUUGUGCAAUGUUUAGUUUCUGUCCAGACCCCUGCUGUCCCUUUGUACAACUGCCCGAUGCUACUGAUAACGAAUGCUUUUAUCCGCCUCGACGAACUUCGAAUAGCGAAUAUUAUUUAAGGAGACGAACUGAUUUGCCAUAUACAAAUAAAAGUGCCUGGUGUUUAGAAUACGGUAAUAAAAAAUGUCAUGCAGACAUGCUCAACAAUGUUAAUUUUGAGGAUUUAAUUAGAAAUAAAAUAAAUGUUAGCUGCGAUUGUGAAGCAUUUCACAAAGGAUACGUAUUUAAUUCCGAAUUGAAAUUAUGCGUUGAUUUUGAUGAGUGCUAUGAAGGUUUACAUUCGUGCGAUAUGGAAAAUGCUGAAAGAUGUGUAAAUACUCUUGGAAGUUAUUUGUCUGUAUAUGUAAAUAAUAAGAUAAAGAAUAUAAUUUGUCAUAAGCAAUUGCUCUUAUUUAGUUGUGCGUGUAUGAAAGGAUAUAAAAGAAAAAAUGAGCACGAUACAAAGAGUAUAUGUGUUAGAGAUAUUAAGUAUGAGGGUGACGUCGUAGAUGAAGUGGGGUUAAUGGAAGCAGCUAGAAUGAAUAAACUUCAAGAAUCUAGAACAAAAUGUGCAAAUUAA